Molecule: messenger RNA, 702 nt
Organism: Pieris macdunnoughi
Lineage: Eukaryota; Metazoa; Arthropoda; Insecta; Lepidoptera; Pieridae
Source: the annotation of a GenBank genome assembly
AUGGAUACCUGGAAAGUAGAAUUACAAGCUUUUGCUGUGGAUUUUAUAAAUUGGACCAUAGUACUCACAUGUUUAUUUUUAAAAGUGCCUCAAAUCUUUCAAUUAAAGAACAAGCGGCCAAGUGAAAUUAAAGGCAUAAGUCUUCAAGCGAUUACAAUGGAAAUUGUUGGAUACUCUAUAAUGGCAUUGUAUAAUUUUAAAAAUAAGUACACAUUAAAUACUUAUCUGGAAUACUUAGCUCUACUGAUUCAGGAGUAUAUAAUGUUGUUUUAUGUACUAAGAGCUAAAGGACAUCUGGCUAACAAGUACACGUCAAUAACUUCUGUCAUAUAUAUUGUAUCCAUGUCUGCAUUCUUGAUUGAAAUAAUACCUAUGGAGACCCUUAAUUAUCUUGUUCCAAUAUGUUUGCCUUUGAGUGGUGUUGCUAAGGCAACUUACAUUAUCGGAAUGAUCAAGGCAUCAAAUUCAGAUGCUAUAUCAAUGGAAACCUGGGGUAUGUCAGCUUUAACUAAUGCUGGUCGCUUUUUCACUGUUUUCAUGGAUUCCGCGGACAAGCACCUGUUACUUAAUUAUUCAGUGUCGGUGAUAUUGAGUAGUGCCGUAUUGGGAACAGCGGUAUAUUAUCAACUGCAGGCGCAAACACCUAUGAUUUCAACACGCCGUCGUGAGCCAUCUGUACGUCGUCACUACCACGUCGAUUAA